UCUCACUGAUUGCCGUACUCCGUACUUGUUACUCCUUACUUCGCACCCCCUACGACUGGUGUCGCCCUUCGCCACCUGUUCCUCUCGCUCCUCUCGCUCCUUUACGCUUAGCGACGCUACGAGUGCAUGCCUACAAUAGGAUAACCCGAAGACACGGCCACGCCCUAGCAGAUCGAAUUCAGAUCUCAGACAACACCCGCAUUGAUCGUCGUGAAACAGCCACACUGCCUCAGCACCGGAUUCCCCCCCUUUGCCAUUUGCCCAGUCCUGCCAGCGGCCGCAUCCUUCCCGCGUAACUUCGACCACCAGCCACGAGUCUCAGCGUGACGCCUGUCCCACCUGCGACGCAUCUCCUUGAGCAUGAAACACACCCGAAAACUUCAUCUCGACGACUGAGAUUUGGAAAAACCAUAUAUACUCUAGACAUCCCCGGACCUGGACGGCACGAGCUCGUCGCGAUUGCAUCAGGAUUUCCCACCGAGCACCCACAAGUGCGACGGACCAUCCAACCAUCGGUGGACCAUGACGGACACUUGCUAAUCCUUGAAACCUCCCCAAUCGAUGUCCGUCAACCCACAGCAAAAAUCCUGCCAGCCACCCCUGGAGUUCACCAACUUUCCCACUCUUUUGUGGCGGUCGCAGCAUCGGUGCUACAGUUCUCCGGCAAGGCCUCCCCUGGUCGGACUCCUGACAGCCAGUCAAUUCAGAUGGAGGAGCCCCUAACUCGGCCAGUUCUACCCCAUGUAUGGCAUAGUCUCUUUGCUGGAGCCCUGCCACCGUCAUGUCCACCCUCCACUCCACCAAUCGCCCCAACACCCUUACCAGGGGCUGGACCAAAGGCACCAUUGGAACGUAUCCCAGUUGUUUGCGAUCAAGCUUCGACGCUCAAGUUGGCGGACCUUGGAAUUGUCGAGCUCGACUGUGAGUAUCGCCUCUGGCAUGCACCGACACUCGUUUCUUCAGACCCAGCACAUCGUCGACAUGCAGGAAUAACAUUGUCGGAACCAAAACAACGCAUUAUCAACACCUCUCGUUCCUCGGAAAUUAGCUUCGCCCCGCUAACUGCACAACUUCUCGAGACCUAUUCACGAAACGCCCACAAUUGCUACCACAUCAAUGAUUUCUCUUUGAAGUCAGUGCAAGGCUCAGACCUUGAAAUUCGCUCGCUUACUGCCUUAUCGAACACACAUAAUAUCCUUAGUACAAUGUCCGCGACCGUGGUCAGUGUUCCAGGUUCACCUCCCGACCUGUCGGGCUCUCGAUCCUCAAAGUCCUCCUCUUACUCCUCAACCUUUUCGAGUCCCGAUGGCUUGGAAGCAGACAUAAUCAACUUUGAGGAGAUUGGCUUGGAAGAUGACAAACAUGCAACGCCGAGAUUUUGUCAUUCGCGCGACGUCUCAAUGCAGUCCGUGGGCUCGCAACACGAACUGAUGAAGUCAAAAGACUCUAGCCCGGGGGAGAAGAGGCCUACGCUCCCACAGCUACAGACUCAAGUCUCGGUACCAGGAUCCAGGCACGACUCGGCACCGCCACGAGUAGCUGGCUCGAGACUGUCAACGUUCAAACGUGGGUUCACUAGCCCAGAGACAUUUUAUACCAGCAUGCGAGCCCGAUCGUCCUCCCCGCCAGAACGAAGAAAUCCUGCAUCCUUCUCGACUCCCUCACUCAGUGCGGGCGGCCUUCUUCCUAUCCCUCAAUCACCGGCAAACAGUCUGGGACUGCAAACCAGGCGUGCCUCGUGGCAGCCCCACAGAAAAACUGUCAAAGAAUUGGAGGCAGAAUACCAUGAUUCUGACGAUGACCUCCCCGAGGAUGCGAGUUUGUGGAACGUCCCUCUCUCCCCUAGUGCUGCUGGUCAAAGGUCGCACCGUUCCAGCUUUCGCGGAAGCCCAGAAAGGGAUCAGCCAGCUCCAAGCCCGCGCCCUAUACCCCUAGAGCAUGCCAGAACAGCUCCGGAAGUACCUCCGCGGCCAGGACGCCACCCCCCAAGCCUUCCAAAGAACAGAGUUCCUCCAAGGUCGGUCUCACUCACACCCACAACGUCCAAUCCGUCGUCCCCUCGUAAAACUGGUCACGUUCUUAAUGGUAGGACAAAAUCGUGGAACAUUGCCAUGGCCGACUUGAGCGAGGAAGCAAGAAUCAUUUCAGAGGCGUUGGAGUAUCACGCUGAGGCGAAGGAACAAGACCGGCUUGAAAGGGUCCGAGGUGGAUCGUCACGGGGCAGCCCUGAAACCUCAAUGGAUCGUGGUUCCAGAUCCUCAUCCAUUCAACUCCCCCCAAUUCAAAAGAGUGCGCUGGAUUUCAUGCCGAUUUCCAAGGAAAAAGAGGCCAUCCUAUCACGGACAAGGCCGUCCUGGUUACCACCAAAAGACCCGAAGGAGGAGAGACGGCAUCUGAGGGAAUACCAACGGAUGAUGGCGGCAUCAAUUGAAGCCGAAAAGAAGCGUCGCACAAAGCUGCAGGUUCAGCAAUGCGAAAAAGAUGACACCAGAGAGUCCUUGAAUCGGAUAUGGCAUUAUUAUAUUGACGAGACUACGGAUAUCACCACCAUCGACAAACGAGUCAAUGACCUUUGCUGGCGCGGAGUAAGUCCAAAUCUUCGAGGGAAAGUUUGGCAACGAGCCGUGGGAAAUUCUCUGGGCAUUACUGUCCAGAGCUACGAAAAAGCUUUACAACGAGCAAAGGAGAUCAAAAAGCGAACUGGGGGUCAACUUGAUCGAGACGAGAAGAGCAUGGAAAGAUGGUUUGUUGACAUCGAACGAGACGCCGAGACGGCCUUUCCUGAGCUCAACCUGUUCCAAAGGCACGGACCACUCUGGCAGGAUCUGAUAGACGUUUGCGAAGCGUACGCGUGUUACCGGAGUGACGUGGGCUACAUCUACGGGAUCCAGCUUAUUGCCGCAUUGCUGCUAUUACAACUUUCGACCCCAGCAGACGCCUUUACUCUUCUGGCCAAUUGUCUCAACCGGGCUGUGCCGUUGGCAUUCCAAACCGAUGAUACAACUACUACAAAUCGCACUUAUAAUCACGCUGUGUCGACUUUGGGAAUCAAAUUCCCCCGUCUGUAUGAAUAUCUUUUUGGGUCCGUCGAACAAGGAGGCCUUGGCUUCCGUGGAGAGGAAGUUUUCGAACCGAUGCUACGGACAAUCUUUUCAAACGGACUGGAUGUCGACCGCCUUUGUCGGAUCUGGGAUAUAUGGAUCUUUGAGGGUGACCGGACACUGGUCAAUGCGUCAGUGGCCAUCUUGGGCAGCCUCCAACAGCAACUGUUCGACGUCCAGGGAGACACGGAUUUGAAAAGACGCAACAUUCAGGAGAUGCUGGGCUGGGGUCCCUUCAAUCGUCUACCUCAGUCUGGACACUGGAACCUCCAGUCCGUGGGUGAUGAAGACAAAUUUGUGGAAGAAGUGCGACUUGCAGGAACCCUCGACUAUACCGGCAAAUAAAUAUUAAUGACGACAUUGUACACAAGUUUGUACAGAUGAACAUUCAAUUAGCAUCUUUGACGGCAAGAGAUGCUUUGGUUCUGUGGUAUUGCUUUUAAUUAAUGACGGCCUGACCAUGACGAUUUCUCAUCAGAGGGUGGAAGAGUUGUUUUUGGACACAUUGGUAUCUUUGGAUUGAUACUGCCGUUGCUGUUGGCUCUAAUGCAUCAACAUUGCCGAGAAGAUGGUGCAGACCUUUGAUGUCGGCGCGCAUUUACAAUGCAGAGAAGCAUAUUCAUCCUCUACUUAUCAUUCAAACUGCGAUAACCAUCAUCGUUCACGCAGGGGGUUUGUCUACCACGCCCCGUCUUGAAGUGCCAUUCCUGCCACCAGACCAUUUUGCCUUGGUAACAAUUCAAAGGGAAGAGAAGCCAUUCUUCACCCCCUUGGCGAAGGAGGAACGGGCUCAUGCCCGACAGGCAGGCGAAGGAGGUGAAUAGAGUGUUGCAGCCAUGAGUCCCAAUCUAUCUCUUCUUACUUGUGGGCUAGAGUCCAUUUUAAAAGCACGUUCUGAGCU
Messenger RNA from Cladophialophora immunda, 4002 nucleotides. RefSeq lists its product as uncharacterized. The transcript has a single exon. Gene Ontology annotation, molecular function: GTPase activator activity. Gene Ontology annotation, biological process: activation of GTPase activity. Bases 708 to 3446 code for a protein of 912 amino acids. The record is from RefSeq and is a predicted model, not a curated record. Lineage: Eukaryota; Fungi; Ascomycota; Eurotiomycetes; Chaetothyriales; Herpotrichiellaceae.